GGCGCGGCGCGGGCCGGCCCUGGGCGGGUGUCCAGAUGUGCCUGGCUGGGAAGCCUGGGCAGGAGGGUAGUCCUAGGCUGGUUGCAGGUUUCUGUUGGGUUGCAAGUGUGCACUAGGAGGGCCUUUGCCAUGGCCGAGAAGUCGGAGCAGGCCGUGAAGUACUACCGGCUGGAGGAGAUCCAGAAGCACAACCAUAGCAAGAGCACCUGGCUGAUCCUCCACUACAAGGUGUACGACCUCACCAAAUUCUUGGAGGAGCACCCUGGCGGGGAAGAAGUCCUCAGGGAGCAGGCAGGGGGCGAUGCUACGGAGAACUUCGAGGAUGUCGGCCACUCCACAGAUGCCCGGGAACUGUCGAAGUCGUUUAUCAUCGGGGAGCUGCACCCGGAUGACAGAUCCAAGAUCGCCAAGCCUUCGGAAUCUCUCAUUACUACUGUGGAUUCGAGCUCCAGCUGGUGGACCAACUGGGUCAUCCCGGCCAUCUCGGCGCUGGCCGUGGCCCUCCUCUAUCGUGUCUACCUGUCUGACGAAUAGCUGCUGUCAGCCUGCAAUCCGAGAAGGCCACGGCUGCUAGGAACCUGAUGCCGAGGGACUGGCGUGAGCUGCUCCUGCCAACGGAGACAUUUCCCCAAGAGUGAUUGUAACCCACUUCGCCCACCGCCCGUGGCAGAGACCAGCCAGCCCUGACGAACUGUCCCCUGUGGCCCCUGAGCGUCUCUGUGCCUUGUUUCUCCACUUACUGUACAAUGAAUGACCUUUCAGAGAAUACAUCUGCCUUUGAAAACA
This is a messenger RNA of Suncus etruscus (white-toothed pygmy shrew), 786 nucleotides long. RefSeq names its product cytochrome b5. The transcript is spliced from 5 exons. Gene Ontology annotation, cellular component: intracellular membrane-bounded organelle; mitochondrial outer membrane. Bases 130 to 534 code for a protein of 134 amino acids. Gene Ontology annotation, molecular function: heme binding. The record is from RefSeq and is a predicted model, not a curated record. Lineage: Eukaryota; Metazoa; Chordata; Mammalia; Eulipotyphla; Soricidae.